Molecule: messenger RNA, 2238 nt
Organism: Boeremia exigua
Lineage: Eukaryota; Fungi; Ascomycota; Dothideomycetes; Pleosporales; Didymellaceae
Product: tyrosyl-DNA phosphodiesterase-domain-containing protein
Exons: 3
Coding region: 204-2204 (666 amino acids)
Biological process (GO): single strand break repair; double-strand break repair
Cellular component (GO): nucleus
Molecular function (GO): single-stranded DNA binding; double-stranded DNA binding; 3'-tyrosyl-DNA phosphodiesterase activity
Source: RefSeq, a predicted model, not a curated record
CGAACAAUGACAAUUGUUAUGAGACCAACUUCUUUCCGAUGUCUUAUUGGUGACUUAGUGUGUUCGCUGCUGCCUUCUUCCACCAUCUCAGUCCGUGCGCAAAUUCAUCAUGAGCAAGGGCAACAAGUGUCUGCCAUUGUGUUGCCAACACACCAUACAUUGCACGCUGCUCCUCUAGAUUGCGCUCGAAAAUCAGUCAUACAAUGACGCCACCACACGGGAGUGAUGUUCCACCAGCGAAGCGGCGAAAGCUCGACAAGGCACCUGCAGGUGAGGCCGAGGGCUCAGACACUACAUCGACGAGCCUGAAGAGACCUGUCAGUCCUCCUACUUUAAGGCGUAGCCCAGCUACAUCUUCGUUACUCGUACAUACGCCAUCAUGGAGCUUCGAUGACGUACCUAAGCAAACAGCCACAUCUCCACCAACACAGCCGCCAACACAGUCGAAGCAGGGCACUCGCGUCGCUGCGAAUCCAGCUGCACAAGAGCAGGAGAGCGACAAGUCUGUUGAAAAUGUGGCGGGUGUCAUUGCAUCGCCAUUUCAGCUCACCAGGAUUCGCGAUCUUGCGCCCCAUCAGAAUGUUGACACAGUAGGGCUUGAGGAUAUCCUUGGGGAUCCUAUGAUUAGGGAGUGUUGGAACUUCAAUUUCCUAUUUGACAUCGAUUUCGUGAUGCAGCAGUUCGAUGAAGACGUCAGAGCCUCGAUCAAGGUCAAAAUCAUACAUGGCUUCUGGAGACGAGACGAUGAGCGGAGAAUUGCUCUCCUGGAAAAAGCAGAACGAUAUCCCAACAUGGAACUCAUGCACGCAUAUCUACCGGACCCCUUUGGUACACACCAUUCCAAAAUGAUCAUACUCUUUCGGCAUGACGACUGCGCUCAAGUUGUUGUUCAUACCGCCAACAUGAUAUCGCAAGACUGGACGAAUAUGACGCAGGCAGUAUGGCGUUCGCCUCUUCUAACGUUGAGAUCAACACCUACUCCGACUGCGGAACCCACUGCUAUCGGUAGCGGCAAUCGUUUCUAUCUCGAUCUUCGUCGCUACCUACUCAGCUACGAGAAGCGCCUACAAAGAUUGAUCGACCAGCUAGCCUUGUAUGAUUUUUCCGAGAUUCGAGCAGCUUUCCUGUGCAGUGUUCCAUCCCGACAGGUCGUGAGCAGGGCAGAACCUUCGUUGCAGACUUCAUUCGGCUGGCUAGGUUUACAGGAAAUCUUAAGCAACGUGCCAACCCAAGAUCGCAGGCAUCCGAAGAAGCCAGCACAUAUUGUGCUUCAAGUAUCAUCUAUCGCAACACUGGGAGCAGCACAAACAUGGCUCUCGAAUUUCCAAAGCGUACUCGCGCGCUCAAAAUCGCAAAAGAGCUUGACCCAAGCCAAGCCAAAGUUCAACAUCAUUUUCCCUACACCAGAAGAAGUGCGUACCUCACUCGACGGCUACGAGUCUGGAGGUUCCAUACACACGAAAAUCCAAUCCGCACAGCAGCAAAAGCAACUACAAUACCUCCACCCUCUCCUGUGCCACUGGAAGAGUCCAACGCCAGCCCGCACUUCCUCAGCAACAGCUAGCAAGGAAGCACAUCGCGGCCCGGCAGCGCCACACAUCAAGACGUACAUCCGCUUCAGCGACGAUUCGCACAGCCGUAUCGACUGGGCGCUCCUCACGAGUGCAAACCUCAGCAAGCAAGCCUGGGGCGACGUGGUCAACAAGCAGGGCGAGGUGCGGAUCCAAAGCUACGAGACGGGUGUCCUUGUCUGGCCCGAGUUGUUUGCCGUUGGCGAGUCGGAGUGCGACGUCAGCAUGGUGCCGGUGUUUGGGAAAGAUACGCCAGACGCCGGAGACGUUUCUGUGGAGCCGCUGCCGCGUGGAGACAGCGAGGACGUCGUAGGAGAUGAGGAUGAUGAGGAGACCGAGGACGAAGAGACUGUGAGCGAGGAACCAGAGCCGGUUCAAGACGACGAUGAGACAGAGGACGAGAGCGAGCCAGCGCAGUGCGCAGAGUCGGGGCAAAGCAAGGACUCAGACAAGGUUCAAGUGUCCGCACAUGCACCCUCCAAGAAGCGCAUCGUUGUCGGCUUACGCAUGCCAUACGACCUGCCCCUGAGCUCGUACAGUGCAGAAGAAGCUCCUUGGUGCGCGACACAGCAGUACACCGAGCGAGACUGGAAGGGGCGUGCAUGGGGUGGGUACCAGCCACACAAGCCGUGAACCCUCCCAGGACAGGACGUGUGCGAAUCGCAGG